AUGCAUCGUAGUAACUUGAGCCUAGCGUCUUUAGACCAUCAUGAAGAAGAUGAUCACCCAUUUACUGAGGAGAGUAAACAGAAGGCUAUGGAAUCGAUGGCGCCAAUUUUAGAAGGGUUCAAUCCAAAGACUUCUAUCAGUGAGAACAAAUCAUAUAAACUUCCUCCAACGGGUACAUCUAGAUCUGAUUCCAUUGACGAGUUCGAUUUAGACAAUGGCAUUCCAAUUGAUGUUGAAGCAAAACCUUGUAACACAAUAGAACCUGAUCUGAUAAGUCCGAAGACUCAUACAUUUGAUGCAACAUGUUUAAAUGAACCUGCAAAGAACGAUGACAAGCAAACCCAUUCUGUUGAACCUCUUUUUGUUAAUAACCCUUAUGACAACUGUACGCAUGAAAAUUCUACUCCUUUAGUAGACACUAAUGAAUCUAUUAUAUCUGCUUCAACUUCCCAUCUUUCGGUUGAACCACAAGCAAUCCCUUCAUCAGCACCUAGCUCUACUGCCUCUUCUAGGAAAUCUUCAACGAGUCAACUAAAACCAGUACUACCAAAGAUUGGUAAGAUUGGUAUUUGUGCCAUGGACGCCAAAGUAUUAUCCAAACCAAUGCGCCAUAUUCUGAACCGUCUUAUUGAACAUGGAGAAUUUGAAACUAUUAUAUUCGGUGAUAAAGUUAUCUUAGAUGAAACUAUAGAAAAUUGGCCAACAUGUGAUUUCCUAAUCUCAUUCUUUUCAUCUGGGUUUCCAUUAGAUAAAGCAAUUAAUUAUGUGAAGUUGAGAAAACCAUAUUUCAUUAAUGAUUUAGUGAUGCAAAAAGCGCUGUGGGACAGACGUUUAUGUUUACAGAUUCUUGAAGCAAACCAUGUUCCAACUCCACCAAGAUUAGAAAUUACCAGAGAUGGGGGUCCACAUGCGGAUGAAGAAUUAAAAGCAAAAUUGUUGGAACGAGGUGUGGUCGUUUCUCUUACUCCUGAACCUGUAUGGAGAAUGAGUGACGAAGAUACUCUAGAAGUUAAUGGCAAGGUAAUGAAAAAACCAUUUGUUGAGAAACCAGUGGAUGGUGAAGACCACAAUAUCUACAUUUAUUACCAUUCCAAAAAUGGUGGUGGUGGUAGAAGGUUGUUUCGUAAAGUAGGGAAUAAAUCUUCUGAAUUUGAUCCGACCUUAAUAAAUCCAAGAACUGAGGGUUCCUAUAUCUACGAAGAAUUUAUGGAUACAGAUAACUUUGAGGAUGUUAAAGCUUAUACCGUAGGGGAGAAAUUCUGUCACGCUGAAACAAGAAAAUCACCAGUUGUGGAUGGUAUUGUUAGAAGAAACACUCAUGGCAAAGAAGUCAGAUAUAUAACUGAGCUAACUACAGAAGAAAAAGAUAUGGCGAGACAUGUGUCCAAGGCAUUUUCCCAAAUGAUAUGUGGGUUUGAUUUAUUACGAGUCUCUGGAAAGAGUUACGUUAUUGAUGUAAAUGGGUUUUCGUUUGUCAAGGAUAAUCCAACUUAUUACGAUUCAUGUUCAAAGAUAUUAAGAGAAACAUUCUUACAAGCUAAAAAGAAACUCGAUGUAGAAAAGAGAACUCUGCCAUUGAUUAGGGAGGAAAAAAGUCAAAAAUGGGUUUUCAAAGGUCUAGUAACCGUUAUUCGUCAUGCAGAUAGAACACCUAAACAAAAGUUUAAACAUUCCUUUACGUCGCCAAUAUUUAUUUCCUUACUAAAGGGUCAUAAGGAAGAAGUUGUAAUCCGUCACGUCUCUGAUUUGAAGAUCGUGUUGCAAGCAUUAAAAAUAGCAAGGGAACAAAAAGCUGGAGACCCUGCUAAGCUUAAAGUGUUAGCAAAUGCGUUAGAGAAAAAGAUGGAACUACCUGGGACGAAGAUUCAGUUGAAGCCCGUAUUAAAUAAAGAAAAUGAAGUAGAGAAAGUCCAAUUUAUCCUAAAAUGGGGUGGUGAACCAACGCACUCUGCUAAGUACCAGGCUACAGAACUAGGGGAACAAGUUAGACAAGAUUUUGACUUACUUAACAAAAGUAUUUUAGAUGAUAUCAAAAUUUUCUCUUCGUCGGAGAGGAGAGUUUUGCUCUCUGCACAGUACUGGACAAUGGCAUUAUUUGGUGCUGACAAGUUAGGAAGCGAUGAAAUUAGUAUUAGGAAAGAUUUGCUAGAUGAUAGUAAUGCAGCCAAGGACUUAAUGGAUAAGGUGAAGAAGAAGUUAAAACCACUUUUAAGAGAAGGUAAGGAAGCGCCAUCACAAUUUGCAUGGCCAGCUAAGAUGCCAGAACCAUAUUUGGUUAUAAAAAGAGUUGUUGAGUUAAUGAAUUAUCACAAAAAAAUUAUGGAUUGCAAUUUUAAAAAUAAGGAUGUAGACAAAUUCCAAUCUAGAUGGUGUUGUAAUGAAGAUCCUAGUUUAUUCAAGGAAAGAUGGGAGAAAUUAUUUAAGGAAUUUACAAGUGUUGAGAAAGUCGACCCUUCUAAAAUAUCCGAAUUAUAUGAUACUAUGAAGUACGAUGCCUUACACAAUAGGAAAUUUUUAGCCAAAAUUUUCGACCCCAUUGAAUCACAAGAUGAAAUUGAUCAGGAAGUUAUUGACCAUUCACUUGUGGAUCGUUACCCAAUAAAUGUUUUAGCAAAGAACAAUUUUAAAAUAGUGGAUAGCCACAGUACUACUAACAAUAAGACAAGUGUAGGCUCUCUUGGGUGGGUUCUGGAGAGUGAAAAAAGACCAAAAAGAGAUAAUGCAUCCACAUUUGAUGACUCAAAAUACAUCCAAUUAAGAGAAUUAUACAAGCUGGCUAAAGUACUAUUCGAUUUUAUAUGUCCAAAGGAAUAUGGUAUUAAAGAUAGCGAAAAAUUAGACAUUGGCCUUUUAACCUCUUUACCAUUGGCAAAGCAAAUCUUAAAUGACAUUGACAACAUGAAAAAUAAGGAUAAACCGGCUUGUGUCGCAUAUUUUACAAAGGAAUCACACAUUUACACUCUUCUAAAUAUUGUAUAUGAAUCUGGCAUCCCAAUGAGAAUUGCAAGAAAUGCAUUGCCAGAAUUUGAUUACCUAUCACAAAUCAACUUUGAAUUAUACGAAAGUAGUGAUAGCAGUGGAGCGAAGUCUCACUCUAUUAGAUUAAAAAUGUCUCCAGGUUGCCAUACCCAGGACCCAUUGGAUGUCCAAUUAGAUGAAAGACAUUACAUCAGUUGUAUUCCUAAGUUAUCCCUAACUAAGCAUCUGGACAUAGAUUAUGUUCAACAAAAACUAAGAAAUAAAUUCGGAAGAGUCAAUAUGCCACAAAAAUUCACACCUGUGAAUAUCACUAGUCCAAAUUUAAGUUUUCAACGAAGAAGAAACUCUAAAGUUGGGAAAGAUGUCAAUGUUACCAACGACUUAGAGUCGGGGAAUUCAUCUCUCUCUGUUUCACCAAUUCCAACUAGUACUACCCCAAACAUUUCAUCUACCUCUAUUGAUGAUAAAUUAGAGUAA
Maudiozyma barnettii is the source of this 3456-nucleotide messenger RNA. RefSeq names its product inositol polyphosphate kinase VIP1 (gene VIP1). The record is from RefSeq and is a predicted model, not a curated record. The transcript has a single exon. Gene Ontology annotation, molecular function: diphosphoinositol pentakisphosphate kinase activity; 5-diphosphoinositol pentakisphosphate 1-kinase activity; metal ion binding. Gene Ontology annotation, biological process: inositol metabolic process; inositol phosphate biosynthetic process. The coding region runs from base 1 to 3456 and encodes 1151 amino acids. Lineage: Eukaryota; Fungi; Ascomycota; Saccharomycetes; Saccharomycetales; Saccharomycetaceae. Gene Ontology annotation, cellular component: cytosol.